AUGGCAUCCCUGAACCUCUCCACAAAUGGCCCCUCCAUAUCGAAGAGUUACCAGUCGGUGGUCAAUGCAACUCUCCCGACAGGCAGCGCGGCCUCACCGACUUAUGGCCACUGGGCCGUCUUUUCCGUUUCCACUCCUCUCGUCAAUGCUUUCCAGCCAGAUGCGGGUAACAAGGAGAGUGUGCUCAAGGUCCAGAGCUCUGGAGAGGGUGAACUGGAUGACCUCAUCGAGGAAUUCUCCGAAGGCCGCGUACAAUUCGCCUACGUGAAGGUGACAGAUCCAAACACUGGACUGCCCAAGAACGUUCUCAUCGCCUGGUGCGGUGAAGGCGUGCCUGAGCGCACAAAGGGCUACUUUACCAGUCAUCUGGCGACUGUAUCCAAGCUUCUUCACGGAUACCAUGUCCAGAUCACAGCGCGCGCCGAUGGUGAUCUCUCUCCGGCAGGGAUUGUGCAGAGAGUGGCAGAUUCCUCGGGCGCCAAGUACUCUUCCUCUGAAUCUCAAGGUGCCGGAGGCUCAUCGGUACCCGCUGGGCCUCGGCCUCCCGUUGCGAGUAAGCCGGUGUUCACCCCAUCUCGCUCGGGGGGUAUUGUCCCAACCCCUAGCGCUCGUGCCGUGCCGCCAGUUUCAUCCGCCAAGGUCGACGACGAUGGCUGGGGCGAGGAUGCUCCCCCAGUCACUCGCACCCAGCUCGAGAAAGUUCAGUCGGCCUACCAGCCUACGCGAGUCAACCUUCAGCAAUUGAAGUCAGAGAAUCAAGCUCCGACUCGGCAGAUCCCUGCUCCGGCCCCCCAAGAACGAGAGGACGUGGUGAAGGGAGGUUACCAGCCUAUUGGUAAAGUCGACAUUGCAGCGAUCAGGAAGCAAGCCGCAGAGUCGGGCCAGUUAAAGGACGACCGACCAGCUCCCGUGAAAGGCACAUACGAGCCCGUGGGCAAGGUCGACAUUGCGGCCAUCCGUGCGCGGGCGCAGAAGCCUGAUGAGACCGCCGACGCCGCUGCCGUUCCCUCUGCCAACGUCCCUAGCCCGGCACCUCGCAAUGAGCCCUCUGCCCCCGCCGAGCGGUCUAUCCCCAUCUCCCCGGCGGGACGUCUCACUGAUCUUCCGAAGCCCAAGGUGGCCAACAAGUUUGGCUCGGGCCCUGCUUUCCCCGGCACCAAACCACCAUUGCCGGUGGGUCUCGGGGGGCCCUCCGCCAAUGCGCCGGUGCAGGUCGGAGCGGCCAGCCGUACCUUUGCCGACAAAGAUGGCAAGACGCCUGCGCAGCUGUGGGCGGAGCGUAAGGCGAAGGAGCGUGGGGAGGCUGCACCGGCCGCCAAACCCUCGGCGCAGCCCCUGCAGAGUCAGACUAGCGGUCAGGGCGAAUGGAAAAGCUCCUACACUGGGAAGUCUUGGGCUGCCGUCAAGACUGUCCAGGAUGCGACGCCCUCGUCGCAAGCGCCCGAUGCCGCCGCGUCUGAGCCUACCGCUCGAGAGGCCGAGCCCGCCCCUGCUCCGCACGUGCAGGACAUUCGUAGCCAGUUUGCUCAAGACUCUGCGCCCUCCAUCCCUCAGACGAGCCGACCGGUUCCUCUACCUGGUCUGUCCGCUCCGACCGGUCAACCGGAACCGCAGCAGGAUGAACAAGAACACGAGCCAGAGCAGCACGAGCACGAACCCGAACCCGAGCGCCAGGCGGAGUUCGAGCCGGAGGCUCACCAGGAAUUGCCCACGCCGCCCCCGCAGCCACCACGAUCUCCCACCCCACCAACUCCUCCUGCGGUCCGGGAGAGCUCACCAAUUCGGAUAGCGAUGCCGGUGAGCAGUAGCAGCGUGGCCGAUGCACACGAGGAGCAGCAGUCCCCCCCUCCGGCGAUGCCCAUUCGAAGCCUCCAGGCGGUUGUUCCCGAUGAGAAAGAAUUGGAGGACGACUCGCACCAAGACAUUGGCCGGGCCGCAGCGGAGGCUAUCACGGAAACAUCUGCUCCCGGACAAGCCACGGCAGACAUUCGGGCCAUUGUUCAAUUCGACUACGAGAAAGCAGAGGACAACGAGGUUGAGCUUCGUGAGGGCGAGCAGGUCACUGAUAUUGAGAUGGUCGACCAGGAUUGGUGGUUGGGCGUCAACUCUCGCGGUGAACGGGGUCUCUUCCCGGCCAACUAUGUCGAGGUCAUCGAAGGAGACGACCACGAUCAGACCGCGGCUGCCCCGUCCACUUCCCACUAUGCCCCCGAACCUGAGCCUGCGCACGAGCCCGAGCCCGAGCCCGUGGCUGCCCCCGUGCAGCGCGCCGCGCCUACUGCAGCAGCAUCCGGCCAUCCUACCGCGACCGCCUUGUACGACUAUGAGGCCGCAGAGGAUAAUGAGCUGAGCUUCCCUGAGGGUGCACAGAUCACGAACGUGGAAUUCCCCGACGAUGACUGGUGGCUUGGCGAGUACAAGGGUGCUCGCGGUUUGUUCCCAGCCAACUAUGUUGAGCUGAAUCAAUAA
This is a messenger RNA of Penicillium oxalicum, 2469 nucleotides long. RefSeq names its product putative actin binding protein. The coding region runs from base 1 to 2469 and encodes 822 amino acids. The transcript is spliced from 4 exons. Lineage: Eukaryota; Fungi; Ascomycota; Eurotiomycetes; Eurotiales; Aspergillaceae. The record is from RefSeq and is a predicted model, not a curated record. Gene Ontology annotation, biological process: regulation of actin filament polymerization. Gene Ontology annotation, molecular function: actin filament binding. Gene Ontology annotation, cellular component: plasma membrane; site of polarized growth; actin filament.